CGAUGAAGAAUCCAAACCAGACGAGAGUUAGAGGGAUCUGGAGACAAGCAAUACAACGCUGAGUCUUGAUGUCCUCCACUCCAGCACAUUGUCUCCACAAACCCAGGGAGGAGGAGAUAACACCUAUUAUACCAACUGCUAUCUGGAGGAGAUAACACCUAUUAUACCAACUGCUAUCUGGAGGAGAUAACACCUAUUAUACCCACUGCUAUCUGGAGGAGAUAACACCUAUUAUACCCACUGCUAUCUGGAGGAGAUAACACCUAUUAUAGCAACUGAUAUCUGGAGGAGAUAACACCUAUUAUACCAACUGCUAUCUGGAGGAGAUAACACCUAUUAUAGCAACUGAUAUCUGGAGGAGAUAACACCUAUUAUACCAACUGCUAUCUGGAGGAGAUAACACCUAUUAUACCAACUGCUAUCUGGAGGAGAUAACACCUAUUAUACCCACUGCUAUCUGGAGGAGAUAACACCUAUUAUACCCACUGCUAUCUGGAGGAGAUAACACCUAUUAUAGCAACUGAUAUCUGGAGGAGAUAACACCUAUUAUACCCACUGCUAUCUGGAGGAGAUAACACCUAUUAUAGCAACUGAUAUCUGGAGGAGAUAACACCUAUUAUACCCACUGCUAUCUGGAGGAGAUAACACCUAUUAUACCCACUGCUAUCUGGAGGAGAUAACACCUAUUAUACCCACUGCUAUCUGGAGGAGAUAACACCUAUUAUACCAACUGCUAUCUGGAGGAGAUAACACCUAUUAUACCAACUGCUAUCUGGAGGAGAUGUGAUAAUAUCGCAAUGUAGUGUAGUAUGAUAAACAGCCCAAACAGGUUAAUUAUUAGAAGCCCUGAAUAAAAAUGGAAAUCCAACAGCUAGAUGGAUGAUAGUUAUCAGAUAUAAUAUGCUGCCGGCUGGAAACGGUCUCCUAGUGGCUGGUCAACUGGUAAGCUGCACAAGAGACACUUCGACAAUCUUUACCACUUCCGACACAAAGAACUAAAAAAGAGGCACUCCAGACUCAGACGUGAUGUUACUAAUCAGCUGAAUCUACAUGAGAUGAUCGAGAGCAGCGAGCAGGAUGAGGUCCUACAGCUUGAUAAGCGAGGAAAUCGAAUCAGUAAGCACGAGCUGUACAAUGACCCUAUAUGGGCGAAUGAGUGGUUUUUAAACUCUGAAGACGCAGGACCGUUUGAGAGGUACGAGUACAAUAUCAACAUCCAGCCAGCCUGGGACAAGGGCUACAACGGUAGCGGGGUGGUGGUUUGUGUCAUUGACGAUGGUCUCGAGAAAAAUCACGCAGAUUUGGCUGACAACUACGACCCCUUAGCAAGCUACGACAUGCAGGAUGACGAUGAAGACCCUUCGCCUCGGUACGCCAGUAACGAACCCAACAGGCACGGUACACGGUGUGCGGGGGAGAUUGCUGCGGCUAGGAACAAUAGCGUGUGCGGGGUUGGGGUGGCCUUUGAUUCCAAAAUUGGAGGCAUCAGGAUCCUAGACGGCCCGGUUACCCGUAUCAUGGAGAGCAAGGCUCUCGGAUUCAAUGUUGAUUACAUUGACAUUUUCUCAGCUUCCUGGGGACCUCCUGAUAACGGAAAGUCCAUGGACGGACCAAAAGGGAUCACAUCCGAGGUUCUGGAAGCGGCUAUGAAAAAUGGAAGAGGAGGAAAAGGGACCAUCUACGUGUGGGCCGGAGGUAACGGAGGGAAGAAUGAUGAUUGCAACGCUGAUGGUUAUCAGACGAUGAGAUGGAGUGUAAGCAUCAGCGCUGUGGGACUCAAUGGAGACACGCCCUACUACGCUGAACCAUGUGCCUCUGCUCUAGCCUCUACAUUUAGUAGCGGCUUUGUGCACAGUAUCGCUACAACUGAUAUCCAUGGAGAGUGCACUAAAAAACACUCCGGAACCAGCGCAGCCGCUCCAAUAGCCGCUGGGAUUUUAGCGUUAGUUCUGCAGGCGAACCCUGAUCUACAUUGGAGAGAUGUUCAGCAUGUGGUAGUCAGAGCAGCUGUGCCUGACAAGCUGUUUCAUCACGAGGGGUGGGUUAGAAACGCUGCUAACCGUGCAACCCACACCAACUUCGGGUAUGGUAUCAUAGACACAGAUAGGGCGAUCAAUAUUGCUAAGAACUGGACUAACGUGGGACCAGAUCACAGAUGUCAGUCUCCAAAACUAACAUACAACCGAGCGAUAACAGCUCAUGAGGGUAUUACUAUAGAGAUACCCUUCGACGGAUGCCAUGACACUAACAACGAGGUAAAAUCCAUGGAACAUGUCUACUUGCAGAUCACCAUGAAAACACCGAGGAGAGGUGACAUGUCAAUCGACAUGAUAUCACCUUCAGGAACUGAGAUGAGACUCAUCAGCACCAGGCAGUAUGAUAGUGAUGUUGUCGGAUUCGUUGACUGGAGACUUAUGACUGUGUUCCUCUUCGGUGAAAAUCCCGAUGGUAUUUGGACCGUGCAUAUCAAGAACCACGGCAAAUACAUCGCAGAACUUGAAAACAUGUUCCUUGACGUGUUCGGUACGGAAAACGCUCCGCAUGAGCCGAGUAUUCCUGUCUUCAGUUCUGAUGAUUCCUCGGUUUGUGAUUCUCUCUGCAAUAUGGCAGAACACGCUUACUACGACUCCGCUAAUCGCUGCGCCAAGUGCAUGGAUGUAGUCAAGGUUGAUCUCAAACGUCGAAGUGACGAGUUAAAGAAAAGAAACCAUGGCUUACCUACUUAACGUAAAUCGUUCUUCCUGUUUUUCCUUCUUCCAGACCCCAUGUCUCUUUUAGCAGUAGCACUAAGUGUAGUUUUGGCAAAAUAUUUGUAAAAAUUGUAGAUUAAGACGUAAGUAAUGUAUAUCAUCUCGUAACGUAGGUCUUUCUAAAAAUCAAAAGAUUGUCCGUUUCAUUAGGAGAGGAAUUUUUAAAAGGUUUUAAUAUCUAAAGAUUUUUAGUGUAUAAAUCUUAAAUUAUUUGAUGAUUUUACUUUUAGGAAUUCAAAUUGGACAUUAGAAGUAUAUUGUUGAGAUGACUAAUAAGUAAUAAAACGAUCAGUAUAUGAUUUUGAACGCAAUCUUAUUUGAGUAAAGUAAUUUCGAUAAUUUGACAUUGUUUUAGUGACACAAUUUAAAUUCUUUAAUUACAAACCCGUUCGCGAAGUUGAUUAACUUUAAGUGUA
Messenger RNA from Bolinopsis microptera, 3166 nucleotides. RefSeq names its product furin-like protease kpc-1. Gene Ontology annotation, biological process: protein processing. The record is from RefSeq and is a predicted model, not a curated record. The transcript has 7 exons. Bases 1056 to 2726 code for a protein of 556 amino acids. Lineage: Eukaryota; Metazoa; Ctenophora; Tentaculata; Lobata; Bolinopsidae. Gene Ontology annotation, cellular component: Golgi membrane; trans-Golgi network. Gene Ontology annotation, molecular function: serine-type endopeptidase activity.